CUAUUGGCUGCCGACUAGUGACACUCGAAUGGACAGACUAUAUAUACUACAUUCACAAUGAUUGGUUGUAGCUUUUAGUUCUAAUUUACUGAUUUUUUGAACACCUUCAAAAAAUGAUGCAAGUCAAUAUAUCUGUCGGCUAAGCAGACUUCCAAUUAAAAUAAAAAUACUGAUAUAACAAAUUAAUUAUUGAUUAUUAUUUUUACGUAAACUUCAUGAUAUAGAUACUUGCUGAUUAUACUGUUUGUGAUUACAAUAGUGACAUUUUUAGAAGAUUAGUGUUAAAUAAAAUAUCUUAUAUUAGUUUCAUAAAGAAAUAUAUGUACGAGUGUUUUUUGUAUUGUUUAUUCGUAUUUCUGUAAAUGCAGUGUUAAAAAAUCGCCUGAAGUAAUUUUAAAGUUAGUUAAUCUUACUGGAAUGCAUUUAUUUCAUUAGCUUUUUAAUCAUUUUAUACACGGUGUCGUUAAUAUUUUUAAUAUUGAUAUUCAUAUAAAAUAUAUAUAUUUAUAUAAAAUAUAAUAUUAAUAUUUCAAAUCAUAUUAUAAAAUUUACAAAUCAAAUUUAUUGUGUUAAAAGUAAUUUAUAUUUAUUAACCAUAAGCUAAACGUUGUAAUGGGAGAGAGUCAGUGGAAUGAUUGGAAACCUUUUAUCUAUGGGGGUUUAGCUUCAAUUGUUGCAGAAUUAGGUACUUUUCCUUUAGACACAACAAAAACACGUCUCCAAAUCCAAGGACAAAAAUUUGAUCAAAAAUAUGCGCAUCUAAAAUAUUCUGGUAUGACAGAUGCUUUAUUUCAAAUAUCACAACAAGAAGGUUUUAAAGCUCUAUAUUCUGGGAUUAGUUCAGCUAUUUUAAGGCAAGCUACUUAUGGAACUAUAAAAUUCGCUGGUGCUAUCUCAAGUGCUAUAGCUAAUCCAACAGAUGUAGUUAAAGUUCGUAUGCAAGUAACUGGAAUUAACUCAAAUUUAACAUUGUUUGGUUGUUUUCAAGAUGUAUAUCAACAUGAAGGUAUUUGCGGUUUAUGGAGGGGUGUAGGACCUACUGCUCAAAGAGCAGCAAUUAUUGCAGCUGUAGAAUUGCCUAUAUAUGAUUACAGUAAAAAAAAGUUUAUGGUUCUAUUGGGAGAUAGUAUUAGUAAUCAUUUUGUGUCCAGUUUUAUAGCUAGUAUGGGAAGUGCAAUAGCUUCUACUCCUAUAGAUGUUGUGCGUACACGUUUAAUGAAUCAAAAAAGGAUACCUACCGCAAGUGGCAUGUUACCACCACAUAUUUAUAAUGGUAGCAUAGAUUGCUUUGUACAGACUUUUAAAAAUGAAGGAUUUUUAGCCUUGUACAAGGGUUUUGUACCUACUUGGUUUAGAAUGGGUCCAUGGAAUAUCAUAUUUUUUAUAACAUAUGAACAGUUGAAACAAUUGGAUGAUUCAAAUUUAUCAUUAAAUAAUGAAUUGGAUCACUCAAAUAAAUAGUAGUAAAUAGAAGAAAAUAUAUAAAACAAACAAGUAUGUGUAUAUGAAUAUAUGAAAAAUUAAUGGUAGUAAUAAUAGGUUACACAAUUAACAUUUGUAUUACAUAACUUAUUUUUAUGAAAUGUUUAUUUAAACAUAUAUGAAAAAACUAUACAGAAAGUAUACCAAAAUAAAUAGAAUUUAUUUUCUUUAGCAAUAUUGAAAUUACAAUCAUUAGUGAAAGUAUUCGAAGUAAUAUGACAUUAUAUGCUAUAUGAAGAAUAUAAAGUCAUGAAUAUUGAACAUUCAAUUUACAUAUAAUUCAAAACGCACAUUAUGUUCACAUUUUGUAGAUUAAGUUACAAGUUUUUACUUUUUAUUUACUUUUUUAGAUUUAUAAAUACAAUUGCAAAUUACUUUUAUUAUUUAAUUAAUUUUGUGUUCUUCGUAUUUAGAUUUAUGUUUUCAUAAAAGAAUAAGACUGAAUGUUAGGAAAUAAAUUUAUGAAAUACAUCCAAAGAACUUAUAAAAACUAUAUACUACAUAUCCAGUAUAUAUAUAAAUUUAUGUAUAAAAAUUUGUUGUAGACUCAAGUUUACAAAAAGAAUAUGUUAAAGAAACAGUAUUUUAAAUGUAUGUAUAAUGUUUGUAUUUGAGACUUUUUAUAAACUGUUAGGAAUGUGUAACAGCAUGACAUAAAAUAUGCUAAAAUAUUAUAAUAUGCAACAAAUGUUAGACUUUCAACGAAUAUUACAACAAUUCCAAAUGAAUACAGCAUGUAUGUAUUAGAUACAACUUUUCUGCUAUAUUAUAUUUACUAAGAUGUAAAGUUUUGCUAUAAACUGAUAGUGAAAUUUAUAACUAAGGAAUAUUUCAGUCACAUUGCAGAUAUUACAAUAUGAAUUAUACAUUUUUACAAUCCCAUACGAUUAUCUUCCUGUCUUUUCCACCAGUUAAGACUAUAUUAUUUUCUGUUGAUACUGAUAAUGUAUUAAUUGGACCUAAAAUAUGACUGUAUUCUUAAUUAUCAGUAAAGUCAUAUGUAAAUUAAA
This is a messenger RNA of Bombus pyrosoma, 2492 nucleotides long. It is a transcript of the gene Bmcp, whose product is annotated as mitochondrial uncoupling protein Bmcp. Lineage: Eukaryota; Metazoa; Arthropoda; Insecta; Hymenoptera; Apidae. The record is from RefSeq and is a predicted model, not a curated record. Gene Ontology annotation, biological process: transmembrane transport. The coding region runs from base 613 to 1461 and encodes 282 amino acids. The transcript has 8 exons.